AUGCGUACCGCUUUCUUCGUCAGCGCUUUGGCCAGCACUGCCUUUGCUGGUGGCAUUGUCACCCAGAUCUCAGACGGCCAGAUCCAGGCUCCUGUCACUGAGGCUGCUCCUUCUGUCGUUGCUUCAGCACCCAGCGCCGCUGCCUCUGUUUCCUCUGCAGUUGAAUCAGUCUCGAGCGCUGUUGUAUCGAGUGUUGUUGCCUCUUCCAUCUCCUCGGCUGUCGAGUCGAGCGCUGAGGUCGCCCCUGUCGCUACUUCUUCGGCCCUCUCAACUCGCAUGCCUGUCCCUAUCAUCAACGCAACCACUGAAACUUCAGUAUCGGCUGCCAGCACUCCUGCUGCUGUCGUCCCCUCUGCUGGCGUGAGCACUGCCCUCGCUGGCGGCAACUCAACCAACGGCACUAUCUCCAGCCAGAGCCUGAAGGCAUCGUCCACUCUUGCUUCCACUACCAAGGCUGGUUCUGCUUCUGGAACCGCUUCUAAGUCCUCUGCCAGCGCAUCUGCCUCCGGAAACGCUGCUGCCAGCGUUCAUCAGACCACCACUGGUAUGGUUGGUGCCCUCUUCCUCGGUGCCAUCGGUUACCUCGCUCUCUGA
This is a messenger RNA of Aureobasidium melanogenum CBS 110374, 594 nucleotides long. RefSeq lists its product as uncharacterized. Gene Ontology annotation, molecular function: structural constituent of cell wall. The transcript is spliced from 2 exons. Lineage: Eukaryota; Fungi; Ascomycota; Dothideomycetes; Dothideales; Saccotheciaceae. The record is from RefSeq and is a predicted model, not a curated record. Gene Ontology annotation, cellular component: cell wall. The coding region runs from base 1 to 594 and encodes 197 amino acids.